This is a messenger RNA of Phasianus colchicus (ring-necked pheasant), 1163 nucleotides long. RefSeq names its product thyroid hormone-inducible hepatic protein-like. Lineage: Eukaryota; Metazoa; Chordata; Aves; Galliformes; Phasianidae. Gene Ontology annotation, biological process: regulation of lipid biosynthetic process. Gene Ontology annotation, cellular component: cytosol. The record is from RefSeq and is a predicted model, not a curated record.
UGUAGUUAACUACGUGAUAUCUGUCCAGGUGCGGGAGAGCCCAGUGGCUUACUCUGCCCUUCCCAACGCGCUCAGUCACGGCAGCCCGCUCUGAGCGCAGCUCCCAGCUGCGGGGCUGGCGCUGGGGCAGCUGCAGCCCCCGCGGGAUGAGCAAGCGACAGGCGGUUCCAAGGGCCAUCGCAGCGCUGGGCAAGGGGACGUUUCUGCGGAGCUGUCUCGUCCGGACGCCCGUCCGCGCCCACGUCCCCAGAGGAGUCCAACGGCAUUUUGCACGCAGCCGCACGUCCGCCGGCGGGGCCGUCAGCUUCGUGCCGUCGGUGCGGCGCGGCGUUGCUCAACUCCCGGGCACUGACGUCCCUGGAGUGCCGCAAGCGGGGGCAAAGGUGCCGUUCCUCCCCCCCGGCACUGCGGCCCGAGCCCCAGCGGGGACGGGGGCACGGAGCCAGGGACGCGGCGCUGCCCAGCGGGACCGGAGCCCGAGCGGGGCGGGGAGGGCGGCGGGGAGACGAGAGCCGAGCGGAGCGGCAUAAAAGCCCCGCAGAGGCGGACACGAGGAGAGCCGAGGCACGGGGCCAUGGAGCAGUACUUCUCGGCCACGCAGAAGAUGGAGCAGGAGGUGAUGUUCCCCAGCCUGCUGCGAGGGGUCUUCCCGCAGGAUGGAUCCGACCCAGCCGCCGGCGGCCCCGCGGAUCUCUACGAGCGCUACCAGCUCCUCAAGGCCAUCAAGCCCGUGGUGGAGCGAGGCCUGGCCUCCGUCACCGAGCGCGGCUUCGCCGGAGACUCCGACUCCAACUCCGACGCCGACGACGCCGCGGCCGCAGCCGACGGGGCGGACAGCAGUCUGGAGCAGCGGCUGUGCCACCACCUGGCCGGGCUGCAGCAGAUCCUCAGCCACCUCACCAGGGACACCGCCGCCCUCACGCGCCGCUACAGCCAGAUCCUGGAGCGGAUCAGCCCCGGCGACGCGCAGCCCAGCUGGUGACCCCGCGUCCCCACGGGAAGAGCCGGCGGUGCCCCGCGGCGCUGCCCCUCUCCGUCCUCCGCUCCGUUCUCCGGCUUCGAACUCCCGCGCCGAGCUCGGACGGAGCCGCGCGGCGCCGGCGUCUUCGGGCUGGAUCCCGGAGUCGCGCGGCGUUCCGCUCUCUUUGCUAAUAAAAGGAACU